Cladophialophora psammophila CBS 110553 is the source of this 156-nucleotide messenger RNA. RefSeq names its product cyclin domain-containing protein. Lineage: Eukaryota; Fungi; Ascomycota; Eurotiomycetes; Chaetothyriales; Herpotrichiellaceae. The transcript has a single exon. The annotation marks the transcript as partial. The record is from RefSeq and is a predicted model, not a curated record.
UUAGUUAAGAUUCGAAACUAUCUCGAUCUUUAUUAUAAGGUCUUAUAUCUAAUCGUUAAUAUUAUCGAUCGCUCCCUAUCCUUAAUGAAAGUAUUUAUUAAUCGGUUAGCGCUUCUUAUAGCUACAUCACUAAUUAUAUCGCUUAAGUAUAAAUAA